AAGAGCGUUAUAGUAUCGCGAGCACUCGGCACGAAAGGACACACAAUCCAGUCCGUCCCGUUUCGUCUGAGCGACGGUGUGACAAGAAAAAGCGAAAACAGGGUUGAAAAUUUACGGAUCCAACAGAAAAGUCGGAACUAGUCAUCGCUUUUCGUAACUAGCAACCGCUUUUGCCUUCUAGUAUUUCCAUUUAUUCUAGCAAUUUAUUUCGACUCAUUAUGCAUGUGUGACGAAGAAAAUCGAAAAUUAGAAAGUGUGUCAGUGCUCUUCUCUGCAAUAAAACGAAAUCUCUCGGAUUGAAUUACGAUCGACUUACGUACGAAUCAAUACGAAAAAAAAGUUCACGUUCCUUGUUGUUGAAAAAGUGCAAUCAAGCAGAAAACGCGACGCUUUAACCUGCAUCUAAAUUUAAGUUCCAAAGUUUUGCUAGCAAGAAAAUUCCGUUCGCGUGUAGUGUGUUUGGUAGGGUUAAAAAUAAAAUUCUUGAAACGCAAAAAUAUCAAUCCUCUCAUCAAAUUCAAAUCUCCGUGGAAAGCUAUCAAAGUGAGAAAUAAUUACAGAAGUGUUCUUAUUAUAGUAACCUUUUUUCAAAGCUUGCUGAACAAUCAGUUCUAUUCGAGAAUACGCCUUAAACCGACGUAACAAAGAAAGUUUUAGAAUUCUCGAAACGAAAAAUACACGUAACAAAGCUCCACACACUACUACAUCUUUAGAUCAAAGGAGCUAAUCAGAUCGGGCAUCCAGUCCUACCCGGCGGAAGGAUUCAAACAAAAAUUCCUCACUCGCAAGUUUAAGGAUAAAUAUAGAAAGUACCGCCAACAAAAUGAAGAAACGUGAUACCGAUUUAUGACUCGUAAAAACCAGACCGGGUGGCUGUAAAAUAAAGGUGACGACCCGUUGUCUGCCCGCUGCUUCAACUGUAACAACGUACAACCUAGAGCCACCGAUUAUCACACCUCCCCAACCACCCACUCCGACAGACCACGAAUCGACUUCGGUAACGUUCGAACUUGGCGCAGGAACCGAAACCACAUCCAACAUUAAGUACCAUAAGCAGCAACAGCACAUCCACUCCGAAACUGCCACCCGAAUCGAUAAUACCGGCAAUUUGGACCAUACCAACAGUCAUCAUCAUAGCUCAACAAACGAUUCCGGUAUCGAUAUUCACCACCACGGGAAUCCCGACACAACAGCCACCGUGGACCGACAACCGACGGAUUACGUUAGGAACAAAUCAACCACACGUAGUUGGCCGGUAAUACACCGGAACAACUCGUACCGGUAUCAACUUCAACCGACGGUACACAACCACAGACGACAGCAGUCGCACCAAUAUUAUCAGUAUGAUUACGAUGCCCUAACCGGUCUAAACUAUCCCCCAAAUGAUACCAACAACAAUAUCAACUAUAGCACAAACGAAGAUUAUCUAGUCAGUAGCAGUUACGACAAAUCCCCUAGCAUCGAUAGCUAUUAUUUUCAGCACUAUAGGCCCAGUAUGCAACAAUCGACCACCACAAUGACCACAACUGCAGGACAGGGUGGCGCCACUAUCACUUCCACCGCCCAUCAUCAGACGCAAUCCGGUACCACUUGUUGUAUGAUGCCACCACCGGUUCUGUUCCUUUUCUUCACCCUGCUGAUGACAUCCAGCGCGACGGCAAUGCUCUGCGCAGCCAUCAUGACCGAUCACUGGGAGCACGUGUCCUGGAAUCGGGAGCACCUGGACCGGCUCAGUAACAAAUCGUCCAUCGAACUGCAGUGGUACCUGGAUGGGCGGGCAGCCAAGUUCUCGGUGUCCGAUAUGCAUCGAAAAUCUGGCGAUGGCAGGAGUAGGGAGCUUGAUCUCCCUCGGUACGUGCUGAAGCAUAACAAACCACUCGUCGACAAACGGGCGAAUGUGUUUCUGGUGCCCAUGAACGGUGGCAUCUGGACGUUGUGUAUCGACCUAACCCCGGAGGAAAUCCGUUCGUUAUCGGGCGAUGGUUUUCCCCAGGUCGAUCAGUGCGUCAACUAUCUCGCCGGCAGCACCGAAGGCGGCAGCGGCGGGCAAAUCAACGAAGAAAAUUCCCGCGCUGAGUGGCAACACAGUGAGUUCCAGCCCUCAUUACACCCGCAUUUAAGAAUGCAGAACUUAUCGAUCUCGUGCUCAUUGGUGUGCCUUAUCAUACUAGGCAGUGCGGCUUUGGUUGGGGCCUUCGGCGUGUGUCAGCGACAGAUUAGCGCCGUGUUGGUCACCGGCGUCAUGUACCUGCUGGCCGCACUGUUUGCACUUUUCACCCUGAUGAUAAUACACUUCAAGCGGCAGCAAGGACGACCACUGACGGAAAUCGACUAUGGUGUCUCAAUCGACGGAGUGGUCGCCGUUAAACCCGACUACAUGUACGCACAACCAUUGCUGGAUGCCCGGGUCAUCGUCACCGCCUGGAGCCUCAGCCUCGGUUGGGGUGGGGUGGUCCUCUGUGCAUUUACUUCGUUCCUCUGGAUAUUGCUAUCCAAGAUCAUGAGAUUCAAUCCGUUAUCGGCAAUGAUUUGAUGAUUCAAAAUUAAGUUCAACAAAGUUGCCGUCUACAAUGUGACAUGAAUCGGUUUGUGGUUAUUCUAAAUCGUACAAUCUAGUUAAAAACCAUUAUUGCAUUUGAAUGAUUGUUUCCGCUAAUUCAGCUCUAGGCAUUCUAGAACCAAGUCAAAUGAGUUUUCUCAAAUUAUCAGUAUCAGUAGAGGCCUAUAUACCCUAUUUACAACUGUCACUUAAUACAUAUUGAAAAUACCCAUCUAGAACGAAGUCCGUACCACCUCUUAGAACAUAACAUACCAAAGAACUAUGAGCGUUUUUGUUUUUUCCUUUUAGAACAAAUCAAAACCAGAAGACUUUUAUCGCUUCACAUUUCAAAGUAACUCAAAAAGAUCAAUUUUCGCUAUACAACACAAUUUUACAAAGUUCAUCUCGAUAAACGCUUUCGAAUUCAAACGAGUUUCUACACAUGCUUUUUGCGGAACUGCAAAUCGUAUAGAAUCAAAAAAGGAGAACUUAACGCAAGGUACGAAUUAUUGCAAUGCUUUCAUUGCUAGACUUUUCUAUUCCACAUAUUGGUUCCCUUUCCGAGCAUCUCCGGUUGAAACAUCCACAAUCGAAAGUAAGAUUUAUUACAAAACGCAUCAAUCAAUACAAUAUCAUUCACCAACAAAUACAAAAACCAUGAAAAUACAUAACCAGAUAUGACUAAUACGCGGAUAAUGAUGACCAUUGUUAUAUCACGAAGCAGCAAAUUAAUUCGCCACGAGCUCUGGUAAUGUAGAACUACUAAUAUAUUUUAUGUAAAUGCUUUGCCUUAAAGAAAUGAAACAGAAUGCAUAAAGAUUCACUAUACACAAAUAAAUGACAGAACUACUAUCAGAA
Molecule: messenger RNA, 3397 nt
Organism: Aedes aegypti (yellow fever mosquito)
Lineage: Eukaryota; Metazoa; Arthropoda; Insecta; Diptera; Culicidae
Exons: 5
Coding region: 1496-2533 (345 amino acids)
Source: RefSeq, a predicted model, not a curated record